GCGACCGGAGACAAAGUUGCGACCUCUCGGAGUGCAGUCACACGCCAGUUAAGGUCAAGCAGAUCCUUGAUUAACAGGAACGGAACGGAGCACAGGUCAGGACCAUGUGGCGUGGUCGUUGGUUGAUUAUUUCGGUUGGUUUAUUGCUGCUGCUGACGGUCAUAAAGCGCAGUGAGGCCAUCGUCGGAGGGUCACAGGCGGCGCCACCCCCGGUGGACGAUCCGGUAGUAUUUGUACGCCACGUUGGCAAAUCAGCCCGGGUGGAGGGCACGCGGAACCGUCAGACGGGGCUGUACGCCUUCCGAGGGAUUCGUUAUGCGGACGCCCCCGUCGGGGAGUAUCGCUUUCAGAGGCCACGUUUUAAAAGACUCGCCGGCGACGUUGAUGCGAUCAAUAACGGGCCACCGUGUCCGCAGCCGGAGCCAAACAACCCGUAUAAAGUAAUUGGAAACGAGGACUGUUUAUUGCUCAACAUCUUCACGCCCCAGAUGCCAGACGAGACAACGGGGCUGCCGGUGGUGGUUUGGAUCCACGGUGGAGGCUAUCGGUACGGGUCGGCCGCCCAGUACGGCGCGGAACCGUUAACCGAAAAUGGUGUCAUAUUCAUUCCGAUUCAGUACCGUUUAGGAUCAUUUGGCGUAAUUGGUGAUGGCAGUCGCGACUUUUCCGGAAAUCUUGCCCUGCUGGAUAUGGCUAGUGCGGUUCGCUGGGUCAAAGAUUACGUCUCGUGGUUCGGCGGAGAUCCCACCCAGAUAAAGGUCAUUGGACAUGGCUCCGGAGCUACAGCGGCCAUGAUCCUAUCAUCUGCCAGCAUGUCACGCAGUUCCAUCAGCGGAGUUGUGGCCAUGUCCGGUUCUUCGCUACAGCCGAACUCGUACGAUCAAGAACCGGUCACAUCACUCAACGAGAUCGUCUCAAAUCACGGCUGCUCGGCUGGAAACGAAACUGAGAUUGUAAAGUGCAUGCGGGGAAAAACCGUCGAAGAGCUUAUCAAAGUUGAUAGCGACCUGCAAGUGACUCGUUUGAGUGGUAAGAACGCUAUCAAAGCGUUGACUGGUAACGUAGGCAUGAAUCCGGCAGUUGAGCAGAAAGAUGACGGCCGUGGAUUGUUGGGAGUACUAACUUCGACGCCGGAGAUGACCAUGAAGGAAGGAGAUUUCCCCAAAAUUCCCCUACUGAUUGGUGUUACCAAGGAUGAAACCGCCAACGGCAUCGAUGUCAAAGAAAUUGAGUUUUCGUUCAACUCUGCGACAAAUUUCCUCCAAACCACCAGCAAAAAAGUUGGCCUAGACGGAUUCCUUAACCUUAACAAAUCCAUAAAUCUGGUGGACUCUCUUGGAGGUGUACUGGACUUGUCGAAAUAUUUGGAAAUACCAAAAUCGUGGAAUGUAACGCAGAUUUUCAACAAGCUUGUGGAAGCUACCACAGACGCAGUGUUCAACCUCCCGGCUAUCGUAACCGCACAAUCGUGGAGCAAGUCUUCGAAGUCGUUCUUCUACAGCUUCGAGCACCGGUCGGAAUCCACCAAAGGAAGUGACUUCCUCGCGGGCCUUCCGCUGGUUUCCAAAACGAGUUCUGCCAAACAGAAGGGCGCUGUCGCUCACGGAGACGAGCUUGGGAUUCUGUUUGACAGCCAUGACGUGCACGGGAAUCGUAUCGAAAGGGCGUCAGUAAAGUCCAAACGAGACAUCAACGCCAGGAAGGCGUUCGCCACGUUUAUUGCCAAGUUUGCCCACAUGAACGCGAGCAAUCCCAGGGACGACAGUUUGUUCAAGCAGUUUUCCAGCAAGGGGACGCCGUACAUCCGGAUUGGCGAGCAGGUUUCGUUGGAAAAUGACUUUAGAUUCUGCCAGCUGUCUAUUUGGGGAGCCCAACUGGAGGCGUUGAAAUCCAUAUCGUGCAAGUUUCUGGGCGAUGGGCUUGGCGGGCUUGGCAAGGUCGUGGGUGGACUCACUGGACUUCUUGGUGGCCAGUCUCUUCCAGCAGCGCCACCGAACAGAGUUCUGGGCUUGUUCUGAAAGCUUGUAUUUGGUAUUUGAGAAAUAAAGAUAAUGUAGCAAUAAAAAA
Messenger RNA from Culex quinquefasciatus (southern house mosquito), 2067 nucleotides. Its product is annotated as carboxylesterase 5A. Bases 105 to 2018 code for a protein of 637 amino acids. The record is from RefSeq and is a predicted model, not a curated record. NCBI's taxonomy places the organism in Eukaryota, Metazoa, Arthropoda, Insecta, Diptera, Culicidae. Gene Ontology annotation, biological process: presynaptic membrane assembly; synaptic vesicle endocytosis; postsynaptic membrane assembly. Gene Ontology annotation, cellular component: cell surface; postsynaptic membrane; synapse. Gene Ontology annotation, molecular function: signaling receptor activity; neurexin family protein binding. The transcript has 2 exons.